AUGGAUGCGGAUACUGUUUGUAUGCUGACAGUUAGGAUGGAAACAAGCCGUGAGAGUAGCGAUGGUCUCAAGCAAUAUGUUGGUGGCUUUGAUUUUCCUCUAUUCGUAGAACCUAGUAUCACACACAAAACAUUGCUGCACAAGCUGUGUGAUAGCUAUCCAUGGGGGUGGCAUGAUUACGUUGAGUUGAAGUACUAUGACAGGGAGCAGAAUAAAUGGGUUGCUGUUGUAUGUGAUGAUGAUGCAGCUUUGAUGUUUGGAAAACAUCAAGAUUCAAAGAAAAUAUCUAUGCAAAUUGAGGUUCUUCAAAAAUCCCAAACUCCUAGCACACCUAGCCGUAAUCCACCUACACAACCUUGUUACAGUGAGAGUCAACAUACAGGGAGUCAGGCAUAUGAAUCCACUGACACUAAAGGAGAAGAAGAGAAUAGAGACAUGGGUUUAGUUGAUGAAGAGGAAGAGGAGGAGGACAGACCCAUUGUAGUAUAUGACAAGGAGAAUCCAUUAUUUGCAGAAGGCUCGGUAUUCCCCUCUUUGUUGGACUGCAAGAAUGCACUUUCUACUUUUGCAAUUAAACGUGAAUUUGACUACACAGUCGAAAAGAGUGAUUCUAAGAGGCUGAGAGCAAGUUGUGCAUAUAAGAGGUGUAAGUGGAGAAUUCAUGGAUCUUAUAUGAGGAAUAGCACGAUAUUUCAGAUCAAGGUGUGUCCUUUCUCUCAUACAUGCCCAACUAAGAUGAGAAGUGAGAAGUUCAAGCCGGCAAAGAGCAAGUGGGUUGCUGAUGUUGUGCUGGAUUGGGUGAGAAAGAACCCAGAUAUUGGCCCUACUGCUCUUCAAGAGAAGAUCCAUGAGAAGUAUCACUUAACGGUGCCAUACAUGCGUGUAUCUCGUGGUAAGGACAAAGCAAUGGAUAUGAUUAGUGGAAAAUGGGAAGAUAGCUUCCAUCGUCUCUAUAGUUUCAAGGCUGAGGUGGAGAAGUGUUCUCCUGGUAGUGUAGUGGAAAUAGACAAAGAGACUGUGCAGUACACGAUCAAAGGAAAAGUGAGGGAGAAGGAAUGCUUUAGGAGGGUGUUUGUUUCAUUCAAGGCAUGUUGGCGAGGCUUUUUAAAUGGAUGUCGACCAUACUUGGCCGUAGACUCAACUGCACUAAAUGGGAGAUUCAAAGGGCAACUAGCUUCUGCUUGUGCCAUUGAUGGCCGUAAUUGGCUUUACCCAGUUGCAUAUGGGGUGCUAGAGACAGAAUCAUCUGAAAGUUGGGCUUGGUUUCUUCAAAAUCUGCGUGGGCUUAUUGGGCAUCCUGAAGGACUAGUCAUACACACUGACGCUUGCAAAGGUUUAGAGACAGCAGUAGAACAAGUGUGGCCUGGAGUGGAGCAUAGGGAGUGUAUGAGGCAUCUUGCUACAAAUUUUCGAAAAAAAUUCAAGGGCAAGGUCUAUGAUGAUAAUAUUUGGGCUGCAAGCUUAACUUUCAGCUCUAGAAAGCACAAUUGGCAUAUGAAACAGAUCCUUGCUAAGAAGAGUGUCCAAAAAUAUAUGGCCGAACACCACACAAAGAUAUGGUAUAGAAGCAAGUUCAAUGAAAUCUACAAGGUUGACUACGUCAAUAACAACCUCGCAGAGUCAUUUAAUAGCAAAGUCAGGAAAGUUAAGGCUCUUCUUAUUGUUGACAUGUUGGACAAGAUUAGGCAGAUGAUAAUGGAGAAGUUUGAUCUGCGGAUGAGGAUAGCAUUAGAAAAAUGGCUUGGCCAUCUCAUAAUAUCAACUGUGAAAGACACUGCAUGCCAAAUCCAAAGGGCUGAAGAUGAUGGUAAUUAG
This is a messenger RNA of Aegilops tauschii subsp. strangulata, 1815 nucleotides long. Lineage: Eukaryota; Viridiplantae; Streptophyta; Magnoliopsida; Poales; Poaceae. The record is from RefSeq and is a predicted model, not a curated record.